UUCUGUUGUUGAUUAUUCUAGCAAUGGUUUUAUUUAUGACGAAAGUCAGUGCCAAACGAUGGGCUGAUGGAGUAGAUGGAGUGUGUGCCUAAUCACUUUUUAUAGUGUUAAAUUAUACCAAUAAAGAUGAUGUAGCAAGCUUAGCGAUAGUUGAUUUAAACAAGUAAAUUCAUUAUUUUUGAGAUACCAGCUGAUCUCAAAGCGAGAGCUCCGAAACUGAGCCCAAGCGUACCAAGAGUUAUAUUGAUGAGGUAUACCGACUUUUAGAGGAAAAGCCAGGGGUUGAAGAAAUAUUAAUCAUGAAUCGUUCCGGUGUGCCGAUCAAAACGUCAAUGGAACGCCAAGACGCAAUUCAACAUGCCUGUCUUUAUGAGAAUUUGCGUGAAAAGUGUCUGGCAUUUCUAUCAAAAAUGGAGCCACCACAGCUCCUGACCAUGUUGCGAGUCCGUACCAGAUUCCACGAGGUCCUGCUAACACCUGAUGGCAAGAUAACCGUUUUGGUAGUGCAAAAUCCAAAGGAUACACAUCUUAAGCCCAAGCGUACCAAGAGUUAUAUUGAUGAGGUAUACCGACUUUUAGAGGAAAAGCCAGGGGUUGAAGAAAUAUUAAUCAUGAAUCGUUCCGGUGUGCCGAUCAAAACGUCAAUGGAACGCGAAGACGCGCUUCAACAUGCCUGUCUUUAUGAGAAUUUGCGUGAAAAGUGUCAGGCAUUUCUAUCAAAAAUGGAGCCACCACAGCUCCUGACCAUGUUGCGAGUCCGUACCAGAUUCCACGAGGUCCUGCUAACACCUGAUGGCAAGAUAACCGUUUUGGUAGUGCAAAAUCCAAAGGAUACACAUCUUAAGCCCAAGCGUACCAAGAGUUAUAUUGAUGAGGUAUACCGACUUUUAGAGGAAAAGCCAGGGGUUGAAGAAAUAUUAAUCAUGAAUCGUUCCGGUGUGCCGAUCAAAACGUCAAUGGAACGCCAAGACGCACUUCAACAUGCCUGUCUUUAUGAGAAUUUGCGUGAAAAGUGUCAGGCAUUUCUAUCAAAAAUGGAGCCACCACAGCUCCUGACCAUGUUGCGAGUCCGUACCAGAUUCCACGAGGUCCUGCUAACACCUGAUGGCAAGAUAACCGUUUUGGUAGUGCAAAAUCCAAAGGAUACACAUCUUAAGCCCAAGCGUACCAAGAGUUAUAUUGAUGAGGUAUACCGACUUUUAGAGGAAAAGCCAGGGGUUGAAGAAAUAUUAAUCAUGAAUCGUUCCGGUGUGCCGAUCAAAACGUCAAUGGAACGCCAAGACGCAAUUCAACAUGCCUGUCUUUAUGAGAAUUUGCGUGAAAAGUGUCUGGCAUUUCUAUCAAAAAUGGAGCCACCACAGCUCCUGACCAUGUUGCGAGUCCGUACCAGAUUCCACGAGGUCCUGCUAACACCUGAUGGCAAGAUAACCGUUUUGGUAGUGCAAAAUCCAAAGGAUACACAUCUUAAGGUAGAGGAUCUAAAUCGUCAUUCCUCCAAUUUUUAAAUAAUUGCUCCUACAUAUAUCUACGUUGUUAGUCAUCCAACUUCUUACACGUAAAACAUUCUUCUCACUUUGUACACAGCCCAAACACAACAAACUGUUCAUUUAUGUGACUACCUGAAUAUAAAUUCAAUCAAAUAAGUAAUAAAUAGUCCUCAGAGCUUCAGCUUAAAAA
Molecule: messenger RNA, 1677 nt
Organism: Drosophila miranda
Lineage: Eukaryota; Metazoa; Arthropoda; Insecta; Diptera; Drosophilidae
Exons: 6
Coding region: 300-1505 (401 amino acids)
Biological process (GO): microtubule-based movement
Cellular component (GO): cytoplasm; cytoplasmic dynein complex; centrosome
Molecular function (GO): dynein intermediate chain binding
Source: RefSeq, a predicted model, not a curated record